AUGAAUAGAGAUAAACCUCAAUUUCAAUCGUCCUUGGUUACGUUUAUUAUCCAUCGGAGAAUCAAAAAUGAAACGGUGAUUGGUAAUCUUUCAGCAACUGACCAAUCGGUUGAAGAAUACAACCGCAGGCUGACUUACUCUAUACGGAAGCAAGAUGAGCCGAAAGUGUUUGAAGUCAGCAAAGAUGGAGUGCUGCGAGUAAUUGGUAAGAUCCCAACGCAUGCUAAUGUAUUGAACUUUACCGUCUCGGCCUCAGAUAACGGUUACCCUACCAAGAAAGCCUUGCAGUCUGUCAGCGUGAAGAUUUCAAACAUACCAGCGUUAACGAAAUUUUGCACAGUGAAAGAUGGCUUCGAGUGGCAAAUUUGUUGGAAAUAUGAGCCGCCUUCCUCACAGCGCUAUUUCUACCACAUUGAAAUCCGCUCUGGUAUGUACACACACAACAAUUCUGUGGUUGGGGGUACGGAACAUUGCUACAGUGCCGCACUGCUCGAUGGCCCGGACAGUAAAUACUUCUAUCGAGUUCAAACAAGACUUGGUAAUAACAGAAGCCCAUUUAGCGAAUGGAAAGAGGCUGUUGACAAGGGUCCGGAUUGCGAAUUAUUUGACCCCUGUCAGGUCUUCAAACCCUGCAGCAAUGGGGGGUCGUGCAUCGUUAUACCUAAUUCCAGUUCUCAUCUACAAGAUCGUUACACCUGCAUCUGUCCCCACGGCUGGCAAGGGACUAACUGCCGAACCAGUGAUGGGUGCGUGCAUACAACUUGCUUAAACCAAGGAACAUGCAUUAUGGUGUCUCCCAAUAAAACCAAGUGCAAGUGUCUCGAAGGAUUUUUGGGUGAGUUAUGUGAAUUUGUCAAUCAUUGCUCUCAGAAUCCAUGUUUCCAUGGCGGUACGUGCCAGAUGCUAGCUAACGCAUCGUACGAAUGUCACUGUCCGCCAUUUUACGUGGGAUCGAAAUGCGAAACGCUUAGUCCCUGCAACACGUCCAACUGUAAUAACGGGGAGUGUAUUACUGUCGAUGAGAAAAACUUCUACUGCAAAUGCGAAAAAGGCUACACAGGCCCUUUUUGCAAACUCUACAACCCAUGUAAAUUGUUCAACCCCUGUGAAAACAACGGCACUUGUGAGCCGAGUAGCGAAACACCGGCCAAAUACGUCUGCAAAUGUAGAGAAAAUUACAUCGGGGCAAACUGUUCCCAGCUAGAUCCUUGUAAAUUUAUCCACUGUGAAAAUGGCGGCACUUGUUCUAUAAGUGGAAAACCUGGUCAGCACUGCAAGUGUCUUCCAGGUUUUAUUGGUGGUGAAUGCCAGCGGGAGGAUAAAUGUUAUCGUCAACAACCGUGUAAAAACGGGGCCACUUGCAUCAUGAACCUUAAUGACACUUUUGUUUGCCAUUGCACCAACGGAUUUACAGGCGACCAUUGCGAACUUAUUGAUCCAUGUGCUUACGGAUCGUGCAGUCCCAACACGUCCCGCGGUUGCAUUCGACUAUCGGACACUAAAUACCGAUGCAGCUGCACAGAAGGCUACACAGGUGACUUCUGCGAAACUGCCAUCUCCAGUUGUCGCGAAAACCCCUGCAGAAACAAUGGCUCAUGUAUUUUCUACAUGUUUGAACGGAGGCAACUGCAGCAACGGCGCGCGACCAAAUGA
Messenger RNA from Acanthosepion pharaonis, 1653 nucleotides. Lineage: Eukaryota; Metazoa; Mollusca; Cephalopoda; Sepiida; Sepiidae. The record is from the annotation of a GenBank genome assembly.